AUGUCAACCCCGCGGCUCUUAAUCUACACAUACAGAAAAGCCGGCCUCUCUCUCGAGGACUUCAAAAAGCACUGUGAAGAACACGUCUUACUCAUUAAACGUCUAACCGGCGACGAUUUCCCUCUAUCACACAAACGUCACUACAUUGCGCGCAACGCCCUCAGCAGCGAUGAAAGCCAAAACAACAACACGACAGUAACUGAGCGCAACGCUACCACACCAGCGAUUGUGUUUGCGGGCCAACAGUCGGAUUUCGAUUUCGAUGCCUAUGCCGAAUUGACAUUUGCAAGUCAAGAGGCUUUUCAGACAUUCAUCGCCAAGAUACAGACACCUGAGAUUGCGGCUCAGAUUGCUGCUGAUGAGGAGAGGUUCUUGGAUCGCUCAAAGCUGAGUAUUGCUAUGUUGGGAGAUGUUAUUGAGACUACGAGAUCAUGA
This is a messenger RNA of Talaromyces marneffei, 435 nucleotides long. RefSeq lists its product as uncharacterized. Bases 1 to 435 code for a protein of 144 amino acids. Gene Ontology annotation, molecular function: oxidoreductase activity. NCBI's taxonomy places the organism in Eukaryota, Fungi, Ascomycota, Eurotiomycetes, Eurotiales, Trichocomaceae. The transcript has a single exon. The record is from RefSeq and is a predicted model, not a curated record.